AUGAAAGAUUCGUAUAUUCCGCCGCGGCUGCCGACGGAAAUCCUGCUGAAGAUUCUCGAUCUGCUCGAGCUCGGCGACCUCAUAGCCUACAGUGAUACCUGCCAGACGUUUCGGGCGGAUUUGCAGUCCAUAGAUACCCCAUAUGUGCGGAACCGGGUUCAGAAACGCGUUCCGUGGAUGCAAGUGGCGCAGGCGGGCUCUGAUUUGAAGUCGUGGAAGGAUGCGGCAAGAUUGGUGCUCGGCAGGGCAGAUUCCAUGAUGCGGGUGCGAAACGGCAAGUGGUCUGUCUUUGUGCACGCGGACUUUUCGCACCAUGGCCCUUACCACAAGACGGUGUAUCUGGAUCCCGUGGACUUGAACGGGCCUCUUCCUAACGAUUUCGAGCCGCUAUUCGACAUGUCUCAGUUCAAGCUUCCCUGUCCGAUUAGCACUCACAUCGAGGGCUCUCUACUUCACUUCAACAAGCGGCAGUUCAACCUCAAGACGUUUGUGAGCAGUGCUGCGCCCAUGGAGGAGCCGCAGGAGCCGAAGCCAAAGAAACGCAAGGUGGGGCGUCCAGUUCUGAAACCGCCUCCUCAGCCGGUGGAGCCUCCGUUCGAACGGACCUUCACCUGUCCGAGCGGCCUAAAGGUGUCCACGGGCCACGAGAACUCGACGAUCCGGUGUCUGGGCGAAAAUGAGCGCGUGGUGUGGCUGUGGGAGCUUCGGCCGGAUCCCAGACAGAGAAAACAGCGGCUAAACCCGCUCAGAAUGCAGUAUCUGAUCGACAAGCCGAGCUGUGGCCGAACGCCCGACGGAUCCACAUUGCUGUUUGACCGCAACGACGACAGUACAAUGCUGGUGCCGCACGAGUCAGAUUUUGACAAUGUGUUACUGUCUGGAAAUGCCGGACUGAUUGGAUUCACACGAGAACAAGCAGCGUCAAGCGACGUUAUGAUCAUGUACUACGAUCCCGAUCCUCAAAACAGGUUUGUGCGACAGAUUGUGAGCGUUGUGAACAGUCAGACGCGAGAUAUGGAGGUAUUGGCGUACGAAGGAAUACUCUACAUUUACAAGGCCGACGUUCUGACGCCAUUAUGGGCCGAUUUGGAGUUUCAUCCGACAGGAAAUCGCAUUUCGGAGCCUCUUUUCGCCAAGCUGGGGUUUGAGGAUCUUAGAAGCGACGAUUAUGUGCACAAGAAUGGCCCCAUGAAGGUCACCAAGGUGGCGUCGGGAGUUAGACCGGAGAUGCUGGCCAUGAAUCUGGUUCAGAGAAGAGUGGAGGAGGUGGGAGGAGGAAGAUUGAGACGGCUCAAACUGCAUUUUUCAAACGAUGGGCGGUUCGCGGCCUCUCAUUUGUCAGGAGGACGAAUUGUCGCCGAUAUUGGCACCGGAACGACUUACAUUGUCAAAGACGAGGGAGACGAAGAUGGUAAUCAGAACUUCAUCUUUGUAGGCCGCACUAAGGACAACAACAAACCUGUGUUUUACCGGUGGAAGAGAGACUUUGGGCUGGGGUUUCUGGCCAACCUGGAGAAGAUUCAGAGGAAGGACCGUACCAGUUUCUAUCUCAUGCCCAACCCCGACACUACUACGGACCUUUCUCUACCUGUUCGGGCCGAUCUUCCUGCACCGGUUCCUCUGAUGCGGUUUUCACCUGGAACUGCGGCUUUUUCACGAGUCAUGCUUGGAAUGGAUCCCAAUCCUCCUCCUCCACCGCCUCCUCCCAAGCCCCCCGUCAUUCCAGAGCAUACGGUGCAGGACCAAAAGGCGCUGGAACGAGACAGACAGCUGCAGGGAGGCGAAACAACGCUGAUGGGCGACUGGCUGGACGCCAGGGACAAGUUUGAGACGCAUGAUGAGAGCCUGGCGACGAUUGAGGCGAGAAAGGAGGCCGAUCUGGCGUUGUUGAACAAGCGCAAGAGCAAGAUCAAGCUGUAUCGGUUUGAGCGGCCGAGAUGGAGGAUCUGA
Molecule: messenger RNA, 1950 nt
Organism: Yarrowia lipolytica CLIB122
Lineage: Eukaryota; Fungi; Ascomycota; Dipodascomycetes; Dipodascales
Molecular function (GO): protein binding
Source: RefSeq, a predicted model, not a curated record